Messenger RNA from Oncorhynchus gorbuscha (pink salmon), 2108 nucleotides. It is a transcript of the gene adtrp1, whose product is annotated as androgen dependent TFPI regulating protein 1. NCBI's taxonomy places the organism in Eukaryota, Metazoa, Chordata, Actinopteri, Salmoniformes, Salmonidae. The coding region runs from base 464 to 1195 and encodes 243 amino acids. The transcript is spliced from 6 exons. The record is from RefSeq and is a predicted model, not a curated record. Gene Ontology annotation, cellular component: endomembrane system; membrane.
UCAUGUGAAUGUAAUUUAGCAAUUUUAACGAAAUCUCCUGUUGGCUACCUGACAUCGCACCCGAAACGCCUUCCCCUGUAUGAAGAGCGGUUGGAGCGUGGAAUGUGCAUUGAGGGUCGUGCGUCCUUCUCUUUAGUCCUUAUAAUUCGAACGAUUGCUCAGAAAACAAGGUGUUUUAAUCGGCGUAUGCCUUGCGAUUACUAAAAUAAGCAGAACGAUUGCUCAGAAAACCAGGUAUUUUAAUCGGCGUAUGCCUUGCGAUUACUAAAAUAAGCAGAGUAAGGUGUUUACAUGGCUGAUUACAUACUCGGCCUUCUGCCGUAAUCAGUUUAAUAUCGAGUGUUUUGUGAAUCGUUUCAUGAACAUUGUGCAGUACUGUACUCGGCCUCUAGGAUGUGCCAUUGAUUCACAUUAGGUCCGUAGGCGCACACUGCGUCCAUACGGAGACUCAGGAGCUGUCAAAAUGGCUACGACUAUGUCAUGGGCAUCAUAUCUCCUUAUUCAUUUAGUAAUAUUUUCAUGGUAUGUCUUUACGUUAUCGGCGAAUUGCUCAUUGAAAAGCACAGAGAUACAUCCAGGAGCCAAAACAUUUGGAGGCCGCUGGAAAUAUCUGACUUUCCUCAAUCUGGUUUUGCAGACCGUAUUCUUCGGACUCGUUGUUUUGAUUGACAUCAUCCACCUGAUAUUGCCAUCCAAAAGUUUGAAGUGUGGUGUACCGCUCCUCCUAGUGAAAUUAAGAGAUACCAUUUUCACUAUUUUGGCGUUUCCUAUUGGGACAUUUGUGUUCUUGUCCUUCUGGUCGAUAUAUCACUAUGACAGAGAGAUGGUCUAUCCUAAGUUUCUAGAUGACAUUAUUCCUAGCUGGCUGAACCAUGCUCUGCACACUAUCAUCCUGCCCCUGGCUCUGCUGCAGAUGUAUAUUCAGCCUCAUCGAUAUGGCAGCAAGAUGAGAGGCAUCCUAGGUCUGGCCUUCUUUUCUGCUGUAUAUCUGGGAUGGGUUCUGUGGGUGCACCAUGCGGCUGGUAUCUGGGUCUACCCCAUCAUGGAGCGCCUGAGUCCCGUGGGCCUGGUUAUAUUCCUGGGGGUGGCUUGCAUCACCCUGGCCCCCCUCUACCUGCUGGGGGAGAAACUCAACCACAAAAUCUGGAGGAGCACUGCGGGAUCUGCAGGACCUCAGAAGAAAAAGAAGAAGUAAGCAUGUGCUGGCAUGAGUGCCACAGAGGGGACCAGAGAGGCCUAUAUGAUGAUAUCACACGAGGACAGACAGACAGAACACAGCACCCCCAGCACUGAUUACCUCAACCAGAAGAGACUGGUGGAUCUCUUGUUGGAGGUAGAAGUUGCCCCAAACCACAGAUCUAGAAUCAGAUUACCUUAUCCUAAUAAUAAUAAUAAUAAUAUAUGCCAUUUAGCAGACGCUUUUAUCCAAAGCGACUUACAGUCAUGUGUGCAUACAUUCUACGUAUGGGUGGUCCCGGGGAUCGAACCCACUACCCUGGCGUUACAAGCGCCAUGCUCUACCAACUGAGCUACAGAAGGACCACUAUCCUCAGUCCUCAUUUUAACCAUUAAGAUGAAAAAAUAUAUAUUAUUCUGAUCCUAUAUCAGCAGUUAGAGGCAACCUGUGCCUGCUCUGUAUCGCUCAGGCAGAUCUCAGGCAGUGGGCAUAAUGUGCUUCUGUGGUCAAGCCAAAUAAUUUAAAGAUUAAAUUCAAUACUUAGACUUAAUUUACUCCACAAGGGGAUAUUGUGCUACUUGUCACAGUGAGAUAACAGCUCAAUAUAAAACUUAAUAUUAAGUUGAUCCUUAUUGGUUGUGUUAACCCAAUUGUUCUCUCACCAUCCGUAAAGUAGACUUGCACUGACAGUAGAAUAAAACUUUAGUAUAUGCAACUCUAGUGAUCUCUCUCAUUUUGUGAUGCUAUUUCCUUUAUUAUGAUACUGUUUCACUUGAUACUGUACUGUUGGUUGUGAAAGGGACAGUCCCUUAUGUGCACUUGCUAGCUUACCCUUUGAAUUCAUGCGUAUAUAUGCUCACUUUUAGAACACAAGGUCCUUAUGUAAUUUGGAGAGAAAUAAGAUGAAGACAAUUAAAAGAUUUGAAAUAUA